Molecule: messenger RNA, 651 nt
Organism: Argentina anserina (silverweed cinquefoil)
Lineage: Eukaryota; Viridiplantae; Streptophyta; Magnoliopsida; Rosales; Rosaceae
Product: prefoldin subunit 1
Exons: 6
Coding region: 88-477 (129 amino acids)
Biological process (GO): protein folding
Cellular component (GO): cytoplasm; prefoldin complex
Molecular function (GO): protein folding chaperone
Source: RefSeq, a predicted model, not a curated record
ACAUAAGUCACUUCCUCUUGGCGACUCUCAUAUUUCAGACUCUACCAAACGCAGCACAAAGCAAGGCUUCCCAGAAAACGAUCGAAAAUGGCCGACGAAGCCAACAGAGCUGCGUUCAUGGAGAUUCAAGGUCGCAUGAUCGAGCUCACCGCCAAACUCAAGCAGGUGCAGAACCAGAUGCGAAACAAAGAAGGAGAAAAGAAACGUGCUUUUCUAACCCUAGAGGAGAUUCGACCUUUGCCUGAAGACGCUAAUACUUACAAAUCUAUUGGAAGAACAUUUGUUUUAGAGCCCAAGUCGGUGUUGGUAGAUGAACAGGAACAGAAGCUCAAGGACAGUGAGACUGCAAUUGCCUCACUACAGACCUCAAAGGAAUACAUUGAGAAACAGAUUGGAGAGGUAGAGGCCAACUUGAGGGAGCUAUUGAACCAGGAUCCAGGUAUUGCGCGUCAGAUAAUGUCCAUGACCGUAAUGUAAACAUUCAAAGUGAUGCAACUGUUCAAAUUCUUCAGUCUUCUGCCGUGAAUUCGUUUUGUUUCAUUUGUACAAGACAUGAAAUUUGUAGAAUUAAAUGGUUUUCUAUCUGCUGCUACCUUCUUGACCACUGGGUAUAUUCUUAGCAAGUGAAUGAAGCUUUUUUGCUUAAAAAUA